This is a messenger RNA of Helianthus annuus (common sunflower), 1818 nucleotides long. RefSeq names its product O-acyltransferase WSD1-like. The transcript is spliced from 7 exons. The record is from RefSeq and is a predicted model, not a curated record. Gene Ontology annotation, cellular component: plasma membrane. Gene Ontology annotation, biological process: triglyceride biosynthetic process. NCBI's taxonomy places the organism in Eukaryota, Viridiplantae, Streptophyta, Magnoliopsida, Asterales, Asteraceae. Gene Ontology annotation, molecular function: long-chain-alcohol O-fatty-acyltransferase activity; diacylglycerol O-acyltransferase activity. Bases 78 to 1658 code for a protein of 526 amino acids.
ACACUUAAUCAAGAUCUCUCUCUAGCCCUAUAUAUUAAGGUACCAACCUUUCAUAUUGGUGCAGAAUAUAUUCAUCAAUGGAGUCACUUACAAAAGAGCUAAGAUGUAGAAAAUCAGCUCUAAAACCUAUUCAAAUCACCAAGAGGAACAACAUUACAAACCACAAUGGUACUGAUGAUGGUAUAGCAAGCGAUGAGGAAGAGCCAUUGAGCCCAGCAGCACGUUUGUUCCAUGAACCAAAUUUCAAUAUCUACAUCAUAGCCAUUUUGGCCUUCAAGAACCCUAUUGAUGUUCGUGUUGUGUACGAAAAGUUGCCACAAACUUUGCUUAAACAUCCUCGCUUCUCUAGUUUACAGGUUGUAGACGACAAAAAUGGCGGAAUAAUGAAAUGGGUUCCUACAAAUGUGAAUUUAGACAACCACAUCAUCAUUCCUAACAUCCCACAAACCCUAGAAACCCCUGAUAAGUUCCUGGAAGAAUAUCUCUACAAUCUCAGCAAAACCUCCAUAGACUCUUCACAACCCAUGUGGGAUCUCCACCUCCUCAACCUCAAGACCUCAGACGAAACCGAGGCCAUGGGAAUACUCCGCGUCCACCACUCCCUUGGCGACGGCACCUCCCUCAUGUCGUUGCUACUCGCCUGCACUCGACAGACCUCCAAUCCCGACGCAGUUCCCACCGUCCCAACCAAUAAGGCUUCUAAAGCAGGAUGGUUUUCAUCUUACAGCUACCGUGGUGGAGGACCGUGGUGGCAGCGGUGUUUCAUGACAUUUUGCAUGGUUUGGUGGUUGGUUUGGAACACGUUGGUGGAUGUUGGACAUUUUAUGGCGACUGCUUUGUUUUUGGAGGAUACCGAAACGCCGAUAAAAGCUCCGGUGGGAGUUGAGCUUAAUCCGAAGAGGUUCGCUUACCGGACGGUUAGCUUAGACGAUAUGAAGCUCAUCAAGAAUGCCAUGAAUGUGACUAUUAACGACGUCGCAAUAGGAGUGACCCAAGCUGGAUUAUCACAGUACCUCAACCGGAGAUAUGUAGGUGAGGGGCAAAAAGACGAAGGUGCAACUGAGAAGAAAAACAACCUCCCAAAGAAGAAGAUACGAUUGCGGUCAACACUUUUGAUCAACAUAAGACCAUCCUCAGGCAUUCAAGCAUUGGCUGAUAUGAUGGAAAAGAAUACAGAAGCAAAAUGGGGGAAUUGGAUUGGUUUCGUGAUCCUUCCACUCACCGUUGGUAUAAGAGAUGAUCCGCUAGACUAUGUGAGAGAUGCAAAGGCAACCACUGAACGGAAAAAGCACUCGCUUGAGGCCUUAUAUUCCUUUUCGGUAGCCAGCAUGGUUCUUAAACUGUUCCACAUCAAGGCAGCAAACACACCCCUCACUCAUACAACCUUGGGCUUCUCAAAUUUGGUUGGACCUCAAGAAGAAAUUGGGUUUUAUGGUCAUGUCAUUGACUUCAUUGCUCCUAGUUGUUAUGGUCACCCACAUGGUUUGAUGAUAAAUUUCCAAAGUUGUGUGAACAAGAUGACAAUAGUCCUCUCCGUUGAUGAAAAUACCAUCCCGGAUCCUCAGAGACUGUUAGAUGAUUUUGAAGCAUCGCUAAAACUCAUGAAAGAAGCAGUUUAUGCCAAGGCACUUGCUCAGGGUCGAGGAGGGCAUGCCUAAUUAGGGUGCUUUUAAUAUACGAAACCAUUAUUAUUAUGUUCAGAAACAUUUAUGGUUAUGUAUAAGCUAAUGAAUUCAUAUUCAUAUAGUAUUCAUUUGAAACAUCUUUAGGCUUCGUGGUGUUGUACUUAUAGCUUGGUCUGUGUUGUUGGAAUCAGUG